ACUUCAGUUAUGAAUGACAUACAUCAUUACUGGAAUCAUGGACCCAAGAAGUAACUCUGCGAAAUAAAUAUUAUGAUAAUGAAGCCGUAGUAUAAAAGAAAAUCAUAUAUUUUGAUUUAAACAUGACUGAAAACUAUGAACCACAUCAGUAAUUAUGCAAGUGUAAAUAAGACAUAUUUAUAUAAUGCAGUGUAAUUACUCAAAUCCUUUGUAUCAAAAUGCAGGUUGCAAUAUAGAUCCCUUCACUUUUGGCAAACCUCCGCCGUGUCCCAAUAUAAUAGGUGAAGGUGACGUAGCCUCGGUCAUCUUUCCUGAUGGCACCGUUCAGUUAUACUUUAUUCCCGCUAAUCGCCAAGCCGCAGGGUGGCCGCGGUGUCCAUUUAAUCCUAACAUUGCACAAUUAAAUAAUCUCAAUUUUAGUACAAAUCCAGACGUUUGGAUUGUAAGGAGCAUAUCUCAUCCAUUUACAACAAGUUGUUGGAAUAGAACGAUACCCAGCGUCUAUGGCGAUCAAUUACAACCCAUACAAAUAAAUUCAAACUUCUGUUCAAAUUCACCCCCUUAUCACUAUUAUCAAAAGUUCCAUAACGACAAUUGCACGUCUACGACAGAUAUUAAAUACUUUUAUCCAAGAUUAAGAUGCGAUGUAAAGUUGAAGUACUCUGCCGAGGUCCAGACGGAACCUUUCAGGAUCUGUGACGUCAUUAAUACAAACGAGAGGGAAUCUCAAGGGCAUUGCUGUUGUAAAACUCAGGAUGUUAAGAGUUUAAAGGAAGAAAGGAACACGUGUUACUGUUCAGGAUCCAGCACCAGUUAUAUGUCCAUAGAUUCCUCGAGUAAAUCAAAACAUAGGUUACGGAAAAAGAACAAGAAAAAAACAAAAAAAUCCAAAGCUAAAACCUGCGAGUGUGACGAGAAAACCAAGUCCGAUAAAUCUGUAACGACUUACGCCGAUUGUGCGUGCGGCAGUGCGGCGAGGGACGGAGCGCACACACAGACGAAUAAAAAGACCAAAUCUAAACGAAAAGACACGAAAACUGAUUCAUGGAUCCCACUCGAUAGUUGCAAGUGCGAUUCAUCACUAAGAAUAUGCGAAUCGGAUUACAGUUACUAUGGAAAAUGCUCCUGCGACAGCACAUCAGACGCCGGCGGUAAAUAAAACAAGGGCUAUUGUUUUUAUAUAUAUCUUAUUAUACAUUUAUCCCUUAAUGUUACACGUAUUUACAUUUCGAAAACAAAAAAAAAAAAAAACAAAACGAGAUUUUCAUUUUAAGCUUUACCUUUAUUACACAUGGAAUCUUACCAGAGCAACCAUCUUCAGUCU
This is a messenger RNA of Danaus plexippus (monarch butterfly), 1324 nucleotides long. RefSeq lists its product as uncharacterized. The record is from RefSeq and is a predicted model, not a curated record. Lineage: Eukaryota; Metazoa; Arthropoda; Insecta; Lepidoptera; Nymphalidae. The transcript has 4 exons. Bases 185 to 1159 code for a protein of 324 amino acids.